AAAACCUCUAGUAAGUUAAUUAAAAGACUUUUAAUUCUAAUAAUCAUGACUGCAAAUGCAUUUAUAAAUGUUUUAAUAAAACAAUCUUUACGAACAUUUCGAAUGGUCAAUUGUAAUCCGGAAUUAUUCACAACAAAUUUACAAAAUUUAAAACAUCUUAUGGACAAUUUAACCAGUGAACAUGUAAAUCUGGAUCAUAAAUUUCAAAUUGAAGAAACAUGGAAUCGACCUGGAAAAGCUCCAAUGACUUAUAUUCAAAUCUACAAUGAUCGAACGAUAAAUGUUGGAAUUUUCAUUUUGAAACCAGGAAUGAAAUUACCGUUACAUGAUCAUCCAUACAUGUAUGGACUAUUAAAAGUAAUUUGUGGCAAGGCAAAAAUUGAAAAUUAUUCAAUAGAACCAAAAUUAACUGAAAGAAUUACACAAACGGCAAGUUCUUCGUCCUCGGGAUCAGAUGAUUAUGAUCUCAAUCGAAAAGAACUUGUAGCGAAACGAAAUCCUGAUAUAGUAGCCGAUCAUACAUCAGAAUGUUGUGUUUUAAGACCUCUUGAACGAAAUUUACAUGAAAUUGAAAGUAUCGAUGGAGCAUGUGCAUUUUUGGAUGUGUUAUCACCACCGUAUGAUGUGUACGUUCCCGAAUAUGGGCCUAGAAAAUGUUCGUAUUAUAGUUUGUUCCAAGAACUUGAACCAGAUAUAUUUCAUUUGCUAGAAAUUGGUUCACCUCAUUGGUUUUGGAGUGAUGAAGCGCCGUAUAAAGGACCUAAGUUACAUAUAGAAAAUAUAGAAAGUGAUACCGAAAUUGCUGAGCAAUCAUCUAAGUAGCUUAUACAAUUUUAAUAUUAUUUAUUUUUAUUUAAAAAUAUUUUUAUAUAAUUUUUUUUUAAUUUAUUUAUUUG
Messenger RNA from Chrysoperla carnea, 896 nucleotides. Its product is annotated as 2-aminoethanethiol dioxygenase. Lineage: Eukaryota; Metazoa; Arthropoda; Insecta; Neuroptera; Chrysopidae. The transcript has a single exon. Gene Ontology annotation, molecular function: oxidoreductase activity, acting on single donors with incorporation of molecular oxygen, incorporation of two atoms of oxygen. The record is from RefSeq and is a predicted model, not a curated record. Gene Ontology annotation, cellular component: mitochondrion. The coding region runs from base 46 to 822 and encodes 258 amino acids.